CUGCUGAGUCUCUUGGCAGAAGAUACUUGCACCUCAUCCAAGUGUUAGUGUCUCCUCACUACCUCAUCCCUUUCCCUUCAGCCCUUAAGUUUCAGCCCCUUACAGGUCGCUGAGGCCGUCUCAUCCUUUCAGGAACCCCUGACACGACAUUUUGCCAGAGGCUGGUCCCGGGCAAGUGGCGCCUGGAGCAGGGACUUGAAAGGAAAAAGAAAAGAUGUUGUCCCGGUUAAGAAUAGCUGCUUCCCCAUGCACGCAGGCAUGCCGCCGUCACUUGACCACAAAAGAGAAAGGCAAGCCACUUAUGUUGAACCCCAGAACAAACAAGGGAAUGGCAUUUACAUUACAGGAACGACAAAUGCUUGGUCUUCAAGGACUUCUACCUCCCAAAAUAGAGACACAAGAUAUUCAAGCCUUACGAUUCCAUAGAAAUGUGAAAAAAUUGAAUGGCCCUUUGGAAAAGUACAUCUAUAUAAUGGGAGUACAAGAACGAAAUGAGAAAUUGUUUUAUAGAAUUCUACAAGAUGAUAUCGAAAGUUUAAUGCCCAUUGUGUAUACGCCAACAGUUGGGCUUGCUUGCUCCCAGUAUGGCCACAUCUUUAGAAGACCUAGGGGAUUAUUUAUUUCAAUCUCAGACAGAGGUCAUGUUAGAUCAAUUGUGGAUAACUGGCCAGAAAAUCAUGUUAAGGCUGUUGUGGUGACUGAUGGAGAGAGAAUUCUGGGUCUUGGAGAUCUGGGUGUCUAUGGAAUGGGAAUUCCAGUAGGAAAACUUUGUUUGUACACAGCUUGUGCAGGAAUACGACCUGAUAGAUGCCUGCCUGUUUGUAUUGAUGUAGGAACUGAUAAUCCAGCACUCUUGAAAGAUCCAUUUUACAUGGGCUUAUAUCAGAAAAGAGAUCGCUCACAACGUUAUGAUGAUCUAAUUGAUGAGUUUAUGAAAGCCAUUACUGACAGAUAUGGACAGAACACCCUUAUUCAGUUUGAAGAUUUUGGAAAUCAUAAUGCAUUCAGGUUCUUAAGAAAAUAUCGAGAAAAAUAUUGUACCUUCAAUGAUGAUAUUCAAGGGACAGCUGCAGUAGCUCUAGCAGGACUUCUUGCAGCACAAAAGGUUAUUGGUAAACCGAUAUCAGAACAUAAAAUCUUAUUUCUUGGAGCAGGAGAGGCUGCUCUUGGAAUUGCAAAUCUUAUAGUUAUGGCAAUGGUAGAAAAUGGUGUGUCAGAAGAAGAAGCACAAAAGAAAAUUUGGAUGGUUGACAAGUUUGGUUUAUUAUUUAAGGGGCGGAAGGCUAAAAUUGACAAUCAUCAGGAAGCAUUUGCUCACCCAGCCCCAGAGAACAUACCUGAUACUUUUGAAGAUGCAGUAAAUACACUUAAGCCCUCAGUUAUAAUUGGAGUUGCAGGAGCUGGGCCACUUUUCACCUCUGGUGUACUUAAAGCUAUGGCUGAUAUCAAUGAAAGGCCUAUAAUAUUUGCAUUAAGUAAUCCUACAGCGAAGGCUGAAUGCACAGCUGAGGAAGCAUAUACACUUACAGAGGGAAGGUGUUUAUUUGCCAGUGGCAGUCCAUUUGGGCCAGUGAAACUCAGUGAUGGGCAACUCUUCACACCAGGGCAAGGAAACAAUGUAUAUAUUUUCCCAGGCGUGGCUCUAGCUGUUAUUCUCUGUAACACCCGGCAUAUUAGCGACCAUGUUUUCUUAGAAGCUGCAAAGGCACUCACAAAUCAGUUGACGGAUAAAGAGCUAGCUCAAGGAAGACUUUACCCACCACUUGCUGAUAUUCAGGAAGUUUCUAUUAACAUUGCCAUUAAAGUUGCAGAAUACUUGUAUGCUAAUAAAAUGGCUUUCCGAUACCCAGAACCUGAGGACAAGGCCAAAUUCAUCAGAGAAAGAAUAUGGCGAAGUGAAUAUGAUUCACUGCUGCCAGAUGUAUAUGAAUGGCCAGAAUCUGCAUCCAGCCCUCCACAGAUAACAGAAUAGAAGCACUCCCACUGAAAAAUACCUUCCAUGCUUCAGGGAACCCUUUUUUUCAGGCACAAAGAGAUAAUGUUCUGAAAUGUAUGUUUUCUUUGUUGUAUUCUCAUCGACCACUUUGCUUGACUUAAUUUUUGCCAUUAAUCUACAUGUCUUUAGGGGGUGAAUGUGUUGUUAUUGACCACCAGUACCCUGCAAUCAAAUAACCAUAAUGCUUUGAUUCUGAUUUAUAGCUCAUACCACAGCAAAGAAGUGUUUAAAAUGUAUUUGUGAGUAUCUUCAUUUAUGCUCUUGUUCAUGCCUGCCAAAGUAUUAGCUAUUUACUAUUUUAAGUAGUACUCUUAAGUCACCCAUCAUUUUUAGGGCUACUAAAAUGGAAAUUUACUUCCUGUUGAUAUGUAUACAGGAUUUUAAGAAGCCAGAUUUAACCAAAUUCUAAAGACAAAUUAUCGAUAUCUUAAAAUGCUUUUUUAUAUCUGCUUCAUUUUACCUUCAUGCUCUGAAAUUCCUUUACAAUAGUUGAAUCUAGAGAAGUGUAAAAAAAUCUACCCUAUUUAUUUUCAGGAACUAAAUUGAAACUUAAUUAUAACAUUGUAAGAGAGAAAUUGGAACUACUGCUGCCUUUAGACGAAAUAGUCUCGUUUUCAAUGGUGUAUAAAAAUCAUAGUGUAACUAUUUAAUAAAGGUAAUAUCUUAAAUUUAAGUGCUUCAAUUAUGCUAUUUUAUUACCCAAAUGGAAAAUUAGGUUUGCUUAGUAUGAACAGCGCAUUUCCAUUUUCAUUAUUUGUAGAUGAUCCUAAGGGAAGGGGGUAUGGAAUGCAUAAUGCAUAAAUUAAAUUAUGACUGGCAUCAUGUGACUUAACAAAUUAGUGAUGUGUUUCUCAUCUAAAUGAGUAAUAUUUAACUGGAAAGGCUAUACCCCUAUUUAAUAGGGGUGUUUUUUUAUUACUUGAGAUAAUUUUGGAAUGUUCCUGUAAUUCAUUUCUUUGAAUAUUAUUAGUCGUAGGCAUCUCUUUCUUCAUGGAAGAUGAAUGUAACUUUUUUAAACCACCAGCUACUUGCUAAGUAGGGUUAAAUAAGCAAGGUGUCCAGACCAGGAAAUCCCAUUUUGACCCCAGUAAGAAUGGGUAAUUGGUUAUAAGACCAGUUUUCUUACGUGACUGACAAUACUAGAGAGUUUAAAGGAAAAUACAAAAGCAUUAUGAAAAAUGGUAACAUUGCUAUAUAUUUGCCUAACAUGAUUGCUUUGAGGGAACAAAACUUUGAAAUGUUCAUUCUAGAAUAUUUACUAUAAAAAAUUAUUCAUAGCUACAUGUCAGCAUGCACAUUGUUUGACAACUUUUGCCAAAGUCCAUAUGUUAGAUGUGAUACUCUGUAGAGGAAAAAAGGAACACUCCAUUCAUAGUUAUUCUUCUUUACUUUCACCUUCAUUGAGAGCUCAAUUCUUAAUAAUUUUUGAUACAAUUCAGUACUUUAAGAAUGCUUUAAAUGGCAUUGCCAUUUGGAAUAUAGAAAAGUCAGUUAAUGCAUUUGACAGAUGAGUAAAGUCAGAAGUUGCUAGAUAAGUCUGUUUUGUAAAAUAAGCAACUGGAUCACAACUUGUUAUAUUGAGUUAAAGAUGAACAUUUUCUUUUUCAUAUUACCUUUGUCAAAACAAAACCACCAUCAAAAAUUCUCUGAAAUAUUGACUUUAGUUAGUAAAUCUAAUAAUUGCAAGUUUGCUUUUUUUGCAUAGUGCUUUUUAAAGGCAGGAACAUACACUGAGUUUUAAAGUAAUUUUACUGAGAUGUUUGCUUAUUAAAUGUGUCCAGGACAAUCCUCAUGGAAAUUAAAAAUAUUUUAGGGGAAAAGGCCAAAUGGCAUAUACCCUACUUAUUUAAAUAAAACAAAAAUCUUACAUUUAAAAAAAAAAUCUUACAUUUAUUUUUUAAGCAUCUAUUAUUGUGUUAUUUACCAACAGUAUUUUAACAAGUAACAACUAUUGAAUGCGAAUUAAAAAAUAGUUUAAUAGUCAAGCCAGGAAUGCAGGCAGGAAUUAACAGCAUCAUGGAAGAGGGGUAGCAGCAUAAUGCCAUCAAAUUGGAAAAGAAACUGAAACAUUUGGGCCUUCAUGGAAACUCUUACCUAACAAGAAGUUAAUUAUUUUGAAAAACAUUAUUUUGAAUAGAGAAAAAUUUCUGUAAUUAGUCUGUCAGACGUGAUUUGGUAGGAAAAAGGAUACAAGUCUUUCUCAUCUGGCACCACCGCCUGUAUUAUGAAACAAAUUGCAAACUAGCAAGGAGAGGUUUAUUAACUCUAAUGGGAAGUUUUAAAGACUGCUUCUUACCAGGAAGUUGCCUCAAAAUCACCAUAAAGCUGCUUUAAAGUGCAGGUGCCUGUCUCCCCUCCUUGCAGGCCCCCGAAAGGUGUAUUUUCUGCAGAUCCCUCCUUGAUUCGCAUGCAUACCCUUCCCUGCCUGCCCAAUCUCUGCCUUUAGCAGAAUUCUCAAUCGUCUAGAAAGCUAAUUGACUGCUCUUGCUGAUGCAGUGGGUCUGGACUGUGGCCCAAAAGUCUCAUCUCUGACAAGCUGCCAGAUGCUGGUACAGAGAGUGUCCUGAGUGGCACUGCUUCUGGGUAUGGAGUGUGGUGUGCAAUUUAUGUUCAGUGCACAUGCAGAAUAUGCUUUAUAUGCAAAAGGUAAAUUAGGUUUUUACACGGACUUGGUUUCAUCUUUUUUCUAAGGUAUUAUUGACAAUUUCAGAGAUAGAACCUGAUUUGAUAUUUGUAUAUAUUAGUAACGAUCACCACACUAAGUCAAGUUCAUGACCGUACAGUUACAAUGUUUCAUUUGUUAUGUGUAGUUUUAUAGGAUGUUUAUAAGAACAAAAACUAAUACAGAACUUUUAAACAUUUUUCUAAAGCUACAUUAACUAGAAUAUUGUUCAAUUCUAGAUUUUUAAUGUACUUAUUAUCAAGUAAAACCUAGCAACCAUUUUUCAUUUAUAAAAGAUUAGCUAUCAAAUGGAUAUUUGUUUCUUCCCUGUUGUUGUUGUCUUAUAUGACUGACCCUAUCCUUUGUUCUUUCUUUAAAUUAUCUGUCUCUGCAGAUAAGAUUCUGCUUUGCAAAGGAAUUGCUUAUAUAUUCAUACCAAAGCAUAAUAACUGUUAAGGGAUGUGGAACAUUAGUUACUGCCCUCAGAUAACUGAGAACCCCAAAGGGGAUGGUGGGUAGAAAGCAUUGCCUUAGAGAAAAUGCUUCGUCCAAAUGCUCCUGUAGCUUUUUUCCCAAGUCCAUUCAGUAACCCUGGAUGAUAACAUACUCUUGGGUUCUGUUGAUUUCACCAAAAUGGAAUCCACUCUUAAGCAUACAUAAUACUUGAAAACAUUGAUAAAAAUCUCAAUGCUCUUUACUGGGAUUCCAUUUAGAGAGACAUUUUUAAAGGAUGAAAUAGCACCAAUAUCAUAUUUCCACCUAAAAUAAGAUCACACGGUUCAGAGGCAGGCACCUUGCUGGCUUUGUAGAAAAUAGUGCAGGUUCAUCAUCUAAAACUUUGGCUCCUGACUGAGUUGUGAUUUGGUCUUUCAUGUGCAUCUGAAAGUUAAAAUGAUCUAAAUCCUCUACAGACAAGCUAAAUCAUGUAACAGACUUAGCAUUUAAGAGAUUUAAGAUUAAGAUAUUAAGAUAUUUAAGCUACUUCUAAAACUGUAGGAAACGUCCAUCUCCCCCCGGACCUCCUAACUGUGAAAUCAAGGUAAGAUAUUUUCAUGUGAGGAAAGAUAAGUCUCUGUUUUGUUUUGUUUCCAAUUUUAAUAAAUUCAGUUGGGCCUAAUUAGGACAUGAUUCUUAGCGCUAAAUCCUUACUAGGAGUUAUUCAGAUAAAGUAGUGAUUAGAUUUAAAAAACAAUUGACAUUUUUAUUUAUUUGACAAAAUUGUGCUGUUCCAAGAAAAAAGUCGGGGUCUGAUAAUGCUUAUGUGAUCACAGUAGGUGAAUAGAACAUACAAAUGAAGUCAAAUUAUUUUGGAUGAUUUGUAUCUUUCUGUUACCAAUUUUUUUUUGCCAAUAAAAUGUUUGUCAUAAAGGCUAUUUCAUCUUGGUUUUUUUUCCUAAAUAAAAACUUAAUUUGCCACUACAUUCAGCACAAUUUUUAAAAUUUUAAGACUAAGGGGAAAUUUGUUUUCAUUUUGCUCUUCAGUUUUCAUUAUGCUCUUUUGUGGUCUAGAAAAGUCACUUUCCCUUACUUUCCUCAAUUUAAGUGUAUAAUCUAGCAAAUUGUUGAUUCAUAUAUAGUCAUUGAAUUAUCACCAACACUUUAGCUAUGUACGGUUACCAAGUCAUGAUAAACUAAACUUUAUGAGCACUGCCUACUCUGUGCCAGGUAUUGUUCUAAGCAUCAGCAUACUUAAGCCUCAAACAGGCAGAGAGGUGAUGGGACUUGCCAAAGUCCUCAGCUGGUGAGUGGCAGCUGGUGAGUGGCUGGGGCUCUUCACUGCAGUCCCUCAGCCUCUGUGAUAGAUGAUUUCAUCUGGAUCUUAGACACCUUACCUUCAUGAAUUAUGAAAAUUCUUCACCGUUCUUACAAGAUUGUCUUAAGCCCCUUUUAAUUGCAUUUUACCAGUUCAUCUGGUUUGUACUUUGUUCCCAUUCGUGAUCUAGUAUUUUAAGUGUUGGAUAUAAAGAUAAAAGAUUUGGUUUUGCAUUUGAUAAAUUACACCAAAGAUUCCUUGUAGUCAGCUCACUAACAUCUUUUGUUAAUUUCCACAGAACCACCAACUGUUAUCACUGUGCAAAUCAGUUUUGUUAGUGGUUAUGUAUUUUGUGAAUCUGCUAAUGUUGAUGAAUUUAAAUUGUAAGAUAGAUAUUUUAAUGGUAUCCGUUGUAUUAUAUGCACAUGUAACUUCCAUAAAAAGGUGAGAACAGUUAGAAAGUAGUAAUAUAAAAUUGUAUGUGGUGUAGGGAAUAUCUAUUUUAGUUAAAUAUUUUCAAAGUAAAAUUUCUGCCCAAUGUUUUAUUAUACUUUGCCUGAUAACCUUAAAAAUUAACUGAAACUAAAACUGUUAUUUUUACUAUUGAUAUUUUUGUGUGCCCUUUGAUAACAUCCCCAGCAUUCGUUAUUGACUUCAAGGAAGCCACGUUUCAAAUAUCAUGCUUAAACUCUCACCUUUGUGUUUAAGAUGAGAUGAAUAAUCAUGUGGCAGUUGCUCGUGUGACAACUAGUGUACGGGGACAGUUGUGUAGAGCCCAUUGUGCCAGAUUAUUACUGAUGGUUUCAGCAAUCAGUCUAAAAUCUUCAUGAUGAUUGGGUUUUUUUUCUUUUGUGAUAUUUUAAUUGUGAUGAGAUGUGUGUAUUUUCUUAGUAAAAUUC
Molecule: messenger RNA, 7310 nt
Organism: Talpa occidentalis (Iberian mole)
Lineage: Eukaryota; Metazoa; Chordata; Mammalia; Eulipotyphla; Talpidae
Gene: ME2
Product: malic enzyme 2
Exons: 16
Coding region: 215-1972 (585 amino acids)
Biological process (GO): malate metabolic process; pyruvate metabolic process
Cellular component (GO): mitochondrion
Molecular function (GO): NAD binding; malate dehydrogenase (decarboxylating) (NAD+) activity; malate dehydrogenase (decarboxylating) (NADP+) activity
Source: RefSeq, a predicted model, not a curated record